Rhinolophus ferrumequinum (greater horseshoe bat) is the source of this 2212-nucleotide messenger RNA. RefSeq names its product matrix metallopeptidase 11 (gene MMP11). The coding region runs from base 11 to 1480 and encodes 489 amino acids. NCBI's taxonomy places the organism in Eukaryota, Metazoa, Chordata, Mammalia, Chiroptera, Rhinolophidae. Gene Ontology annotation, biological process: proteolysis; extracellular matrix organization; collagen catabolic process. Gene Ontology annotation, cellular component: extracellular matrix. Gene Ontology annotation, molecular function: zinc ion binding; metalloendopeptidase activity. The transcript has 8 exons. The record is from RefSeq and is a predicted model, not a curated record.
CCCGGGGCGGAUGGCUCGGGCCGCCCGGCUUCGCGGCGCCGCCCAGCGCGCCUUCCUGCUGUCGCUGCUGCUGCUGCUGCUCCUGCCGCGGCCGCUGCUGGCCCGGGCCCCGCGGCCGCCGGAUGCCCACCGCUACCACCCCGUGAGGAGGGGGCUGAAACCCUGGCAUGAAGCUCCUCAAAGCAGCCUGGCGCCUGCCCCUGCUGCCCAGAAGGUCCCCCAGCCUGCCAGAGGCCCCCGACCUCUCCGCUGCGGCGUACCUGACCCGCCCGAGGGGCUGAAUGCCCGCAACCGACAAAAGCGGUUCGUGCUAUCAGGCGGGCGCUGGGAAAAGACGGACCUUACCUACAGGAUCCUUCGGUUCCCGUGGCAGCUGGUGCGGGAGCAAGUGAGGCAGACAGUGGCAGAAGCCCUACAGGUAUGGAGUGAAGUGACACCACUCACCUUCACUGAGGUGCACGAGGGCCACGCUGACAUCACGAUUGACUUCACCAGGUACUGGCAUGGGGACAACUUGCCAUUUGAUGGACCUGGGGGCAUCCUGGCCCACGCCUUCUUUCCUAAGACCCACCGAGAAGGGGAUGUCCACUUCGACUAUGAUGAGACCUGGACUAUUGGGGACGACCACGGUACAGACCUCCUGCAGGUGGCAGCCCAUGAAUUUGGCCAUGCGCUCGGGCUACAGCACACCACGGCUGCAAAGGCCCUUAUGUCUCCUUUCUACACCUUCCGCUACCCGCCAAGCCUCAGCCCAGAUGACCGAAGGGGCAUUCAGCACCUAUAUGGCCGGCCCCGGCCGGCCCCCUCUUCUAAGCCCCCAGCCCUGGACCCCCAGGCUGGAGUGGACACCAACGAGAUUGCACCACUGGAGCCGGAAGCCCCACCAGAUGCCUGCGAGAUCUCCUUUGAUGCGGUCUCCACCAUCCGUGGGGAGCUCUUCUUCUUCAAGGCGGGCUUUGUGUGGCGGCUACGCGGGGGCCGGCUGCAGCCUGGCUACCCUGCGCUGGCCUCUCGCCACUGGCAGGGACUCCCCAGCCCCGUUGAUGCAGCCUUCGAGGAUGCCCAGGGCCACAUCUGGUUCUUCAAGGGCGCUCAGUACUGGGUGUACGAUGGUGAGAAGCCAGUCCUGGGGCCCGCCUCCCUCUCUGAGCUGGGCCUGCCAGGGUCCCCGGUCCACGCAGCCUUGGUCUGGGGCCCUGAGAAGAACAAGAUCUACUUCUUCCGAGGCGGAGACUACUGGCGCUUCCACCCCAGCACCCGCCGUGUGGACAGCCCCGUGCCCCGCCGGGCAACCGAUUGGCGAGGGGUACCCCCUGAGAUUGACGCCGCCUUCCAGGAUGCUGACGGUUACGCCUACUUCCUGCGUGGCCUCCUCUACUGGAAGUUUGACCCAGUGAAGGUGAAGGCCCUGGAGGGCUUUCCCCGCCUCGUGGGCCCCGACUUCUUUGGCUGUACAGAGCCUGCCAACACUUUCCACUAACCACUGCUUGGAUGCCCUCAGGGCCCCUCACCCCUGCCAGGCCACUGACGUUGCCUAGAGACCCAUGGCCAUCUUUGUGGCUGUGAGCACCAGGCAUAGGACAGAGCCUGUGGCUCCUCAGGGGGGUGGGGAGGGGUGGCUCCCACCAUGACAAGUGCAGGAAGGGCCACGCAGGUCGUGGUCACCUGCCAGCAACUGUCUCAGACUGAGCAGGGAGGCUUUGGCAUCAAGGGUGAGGGUGGUCUUGGACCGGUUCCACCCUACCUGUGCAGGUCACGGUCAAACCCGGCUGCCUUCGCUCUCCAUCUUCGUCCCUCAGGAAAGGACCUCAGCAGGGCUGAGGGAGCUGGAGCCCUUGCUCUGUCCCUGAUAUGAGGUCCCUGCAGGGUGCUGGCACAUGGAUCCCGGGGCCACGUAGCCUUCUGCCCUUCCCUGAGAAGUCAUUUCUGGGUAGGUGCUUGGAACUGGCUGCCUUCAGUUGGUGAUCCUGGAGAUCUGUUCCCCAAGAUCCAGGCCAGAAGGUCUAGAGUCAUCUGGGGACAGGGGUGCUCACUGCUGGAGACCCAGGGCCCUGGAGGCCCCAACAUACCUCAAUCCUGUCAUGGGCCGAAUCCUCUCCAGCCUUCAUCCCAGCACUGAGACCCUCCAAAGCCAUGUAAAUGUGUGUACAGUGUGUACAAAGCAUUUUCUUUCUUUUUUUUUUUUACGGAGAACUGUCAUUAAACAGUCAUU